Moneuplotes crassus is the source of this 2904-nucleotide messenger RNA. The record is from the annotation of a GenBank genome assembly. NCBI's taxonomy places the organism in Eukaryota, Ciliophora, Spirotrichea, Euplotida, Euplotidae.
AUGAACGAAAUAUUGAUCUACAAUAGUUCUUUAUCAAAGCCCACUCGUGGGAAAUCUACCAAGAAAAAUAAAGGAAGAGUAGGAUCUGUCUACAGAGCUAGAAAACAAACUAAUGAUGUUUACCAGAAAGCUGUUGAGGAGUAUGAGCAAUAUAAAUAAGCAAAAUCCUCACGGAAGUGCUCUCGACUCUUCAGAGAAUGAUAUUUACUGUAAGAACAGCAAAGAUGACAGCAGGAUUAAGGCAAUUAAUGGCAAUAAUUUAAGCAACGCUGGGAAGUCUGUUGUUGGCUAUAAGAAAUUAGUCAAUAAUUUCAAAAGUCCUUAUAUGAAUCAAGCAACAAUUGAUAACCUGACGAAAGCUUACUAUCCUGGUAAAAUCAGGAGAAGGCAGCUUGCUAGACGAAAGAAAAAGAGCUGAACGCCAAAUCUGAAGUAUAGAAGGGGACAUAAUUCUUCUGAAAUACCAAAGGUGUUUCAGUAUCCUGAAACUCAAGAGCAAAUUGAAAUUAAUCAGUUGAGGACGAAAAGAGAACUUGAAGAGCAACAGAUUAUUGAACGACAGAAGCAGAAUAUAGAGAAGCUCAAGAAGUUACAAAACCAAGUUUCCCAGCCUCAGAUUAUUGUUGAGGAUCAAGAGAGUGAACAAGCUGUGGCAGUUACUAAGGUCAAGCCUGUUAAGAAAGAUUUAAUUGAUGACUUAAAUAUGAAAAUGCAGCUUGAGAUUCAAGAGAAAGCAAAAGCUUACCAGAAUGAUCCAUCUCUGCAAGAUAAGGUAUAUAAUGGACAAGCUAUUAGAUCUGAGAAUUUUAAAGUUCUAGAAGCAACUAGUCAUGAAACCAUCAAGCAAACCCCUUUGGAUAAAAACAUAGGUCUUCAAAAGGCGAUUCUGGAGAAAUCUGAUUCUGCUGUAUUGGACAAUAUUGUUGAAAAGCCCGUUCAAACAAACGGGACCAAGAAGAGGGGUGUCUCAAAGUCAAAAUCUAAGAAAGCGGUUCCUAAAACUAUCAAACGAGUGUUUCCAAACUGCCAAGACUUGAAGAGUUGGAAGAAAAGAAAUCGGUUAACUCACAAGACAAAGAUAUUUAAAAUUGUAGGAGGAUAUACCACUAUUAAGGACACCCUUCAUGAGAAAGGAUGGGUUGAGAACAAGGAUAAGAAUAGUGUCUGCUUUGAUCUUCUUUGGACUACAAAACAGCGAGACAUCAAGUUUGAAGAUCUCAAAGAUGGUCAAGUUGUCAAUCAUUUUAAGAACAAUGCAGCGAUAACUACAAAGAUUGGCCUAUGUCGAAAUAUUGGCAAGGUUCUGAACUUUAGUAGCGUCGAUGUAGAUACUUUCUUCCCGAAAUGCUUCUGAUUGAAGGAUGAUGAUGACUGGAAGGAGUUCUCUACGUAUUAUAAAGUUUGUAAGGCAGAAGGUAUUCUUAAGAAAUUCCUGAAAAAUGAACAAGUUGACCCAGACAUGCUUGAUGUCGCCAUGACUGUUUGUCGGAGAAACUUACUUGAGCUGGAUGAUAUUAUUGACAAACCCUUCAAAGAUCUUGUAUCUGAUGAGGAGUGGAAAGUACUCAGGAAAGGCGAAAAACGAAUAAAGAACUUCAAAAGAGAUAAGAAGAUCUCAAGUUUGCUCCCUGCUAAAAGGAGCAAGCUUCAUCAAUCACCAAAAGGGGUUUCCAAUAUCUUAAAUUCGAAGAAAGAUGCCAGCUAUAAAUCCCCCAGUAUUGUGACCUUAAAGCUUCCAGAGCUUGAAAACAAGAAGUUUGCGAGUACUACCAAGGGAGAGAAGGGUUUUUUCAUUGACUCAUAUACCAAGAAUGAUGUCAUAAGAUCCAUGAUUGAGACUCAGGGACCUUCUACCUCAUUCAUACAAAAAGAGACUUCUGAGAAACAAGAUAUGCUACCAAAGAGACUGGCUCAGCCUAAAGGUUCCUCUCAUAUGACUCUGAGGAGUGAUAUUGAGUCUAUCUGUGAUAGACUCAAACAAAAAUUCCCUCAGUAUCAUAUUAACGGGGACAAGAACAUUUGGAUUAUAAAGCCAGCAGGUUUAUCACGCGGAAGAGGCAUCCAAGUCUUUAGUAAUUUCGAUGAAAUAACUGAUUACACAUGAGAUAAAGAGAAAGGGUGGAUUGCUCAGAAAUAUAUUGAAAAUCCAAUGAUUGUAAACCAAAGGAAGUUUGACCUCAGGAUAUGGGUCUUUGUGUCUGACUUAAACCCAUUGACAAUCUGGUUUUGGAACAAACCUUAUAUUCGGUUUCCAGCAGCAGAUUACAAUGCUAAUAACCUUAAGGAUAGAUUUGUUCAUUUGACUAAUAAUUCAGUUGGGAAGUAUGCCAAGAACUUUGAAGUUAUUGGAGACGGAAAUAUGUGGCAUAUUGAGCAACUUAUAACUCAUUUGCAGGAAAAGCAUGGAAGAGAUAUCUGGAAUGAAGAAAUUAAACCUAAAAUUAAGGAUAUAAUUAUUCAUUCACUUCAGUCCGUCCAGGAUCUUCUUGAUACGAGAAAAGGGUCGACUGAAAUGCUUGGAUAUGAUAUUAUGAUUGAUGAAAACUUUACUCCAUGGCUUAUAGAGGUAAACUCAAGCCCAACAAUGGAAUCUAGUACCAAAGUCACAGCCCACCUAGUCACAAACGUAAUGCAGUCAGUCGUAAAGAUUAUUUCUGAUUACAUAUUAGCCCCAAAAGGCUCAUCGAGAACUGAAAUUGACACAGGAGAUUUUGAACUGAUUUAUAAAGGCAAGAAGUUUGUGGAUAAAGGACUCAACUUGUUCGGAGUUAACUUGUGCUGUGAAGGCACAAGGGUCUAUUCUUAAGUGGAUUUCUACUGAUUUGUUGGGUUUGAGGGUAUGGGAUCUGUGGAGAGUAUGGUUGUUAAGUUGUUAGGCCUAAUAAUGUGGAGGUUUAAGGCUGU